GUCCGCAGCUAACGCUGACGUCGACUUCUUACCCCAAAUGGCGACGCAGACAGCAUACAUGCCAACGAGCCGUUGUAGUUUUAUGUUAUUGUGCAAAAAACGGACAGUAAGCAUGGCUCAUACCAAAUCCAACAUUUGGGAAUCCCUUUUUUUUUUCUUGACGAUAUUGUCCAUGAUGCACAUGUCAUUGGCUGAUGGAAAGACACUCGUUUUGUUGGACAACCUCAACAUCAGAGACACCCAUUCAAUCUUCUUCCGCAGUUUAGCAGAUCGUGGCUUUGACCUUUCGUUCAAGACUGCCGAUGAUCCUUCUCUCUCCCUGAUCAAAUAUGGACAAUUUCUCUAUGACCACCUCAUCAUCUUCUCCCCAUCUGUUGAAGACUUUGGAGGCAACAUUAAUGUUGAGACCAUCACUUCUUUCAUCGAUGGGGGAGGCAAUGUCUUGGUUGCUGCCAGCUCUGAUAUUGGUGACCCCCUGAGAGAGCUGGGCAGUGAAUGUGGGAUUGAGUUUGAUGAAGAGAAGACUGCUGUCAUUGACCAUCACCAUUACGAUGUGUCGGACCCUGGUGAGCAUACGCUGAUUGUUGCUGAUCCAGAGAAUCUUCUAAAGGCACCCACUAUCGUUGGGAACCCCAAUGACAAACCCAUCCUCUUCAAAGGUGUUGGCAUGGUGGCAGACCCAGAUAACCCUCUGGUCCUGGAUAUUCUGACUGGCUCCUCAACCUCCUACUCCUACUUUCCAGACCGACCUAUCACACAAUACCCCCAUGCUGUUGGAAAGAACACUCUUCUGAUUGCUGGGCUCCAGGCCAGGAACAAUGCCCGAGUGGUAUUUAGUGGCUCACUGCACUUUUUCAGCGAUGCCUUCUUCAACUCUGCUGUACAGAAAGCCACUCCUGGCUCCCAGAGGUUCGCUCAUACUGGGAACAUGGAGUUGGCUGAGGCGUUGUCCCGUUGGGUGUUCAAGGAGGCUGGCGUACUCCGGGUGGGAGCUGUUACCCAUCAUCCUGUUGGGGAAAGCACCCCUCCUGCAGCCUACACUAUCACAGACCUUGUGGAGUACAGCAUUGUUAUUGAGAUGCUGUCUGAGGGCAGCUGGGUUCCUUUUGAUGGGGAAGACAUACAGUUGGAGUUUGUGAGAAUUGACCCCUUUGUCAGGACCUACCUCAAGAAAAAGGGAGAUAAAUAUAGCAUCCAGUUCAAGUUGCCUGAUGUGUAUGGAGUGUUCCAGUUCAAGGUGGACUACAACAGGCUAGGCUAUACACACCUGUAUUCCUCCACUCAGGUAUCGGUUCGUCCGCUGCAGCACACCCAGUAUGAGCGCUUCAUCCCCUCAGCUUUCCCUUACUACGCCAGUGUUUUCUCCAUGAUGGCAGGACUCUUUGUUUUCAGCGUAGUCUUCCUUCACAUGAAAGAAAAGGAGAAGUCUGAUUAGGGAAAUGGUAGAGAAACGUUUAUUAAAUAAGAUGGGAUGGAUGGUAGAUACAGAAUUUGCCUUAUUGAGGUGAAGGGUGACGUUCUUGUCAGCAUGAAAUCGUCUGAGAGAGCUUGGAAGGGUUGGUGAGAAUGUAUGCUUGUAUUUGAGGACUUUGCAGGCAAAUUGUCAACUGUGGCUGAGAUUGUCUUUGUACAAAAAUAAGAGAAAUUUGAAAAAUAAUCUGUGCAAAUCUCUGAAUUCAGUCAAGAAUUGGAUGUGGUUGCUUUGAGGUCAGUGUAUCAGGUGGAGCACUUGUUUUGAAAAAUCUCAGUACUUUUUUCCUUUUUUUUUUUUACCAUUUAAUGUGGAUCAAAACAUGUUUAUGUGGUACAAGCACUGAAUAGUCUUUUCUUCAAAUAAAACUUGUUUCUAUUGGUAAGACAAACAUGUUUGCAACAAGAAAGUUACACAAAUCCCUAAAACUACAAUUAAAAUAUAAACAUUCCACUGUA
Molecule: messenger RNA, 1929 nt
Organism: Esox lucius (northern pike)
Lineage: Eukaryota; Metazoa; Chordata; Actinopteri; Esociformes; Esocidae
Gene: ddost
Product: dolichyl-diphosphooligosaccharide--protein glycosyltransferase subunit (non-catalytic)
Exons: 11
Coding region: 38-1435 (465 amino acids)
Cellular component (GO): oligosaccharyltransferase complex; endoplasmic reticulum membrane
Source: RefSeq, a predicted model, not a curated record